Ylistrum balloti is the source of this 387-nucleotide messenger RNA. RefSeq lists its product as uncharacterized. The transcript is spliced from 3 exons. NCBI's taxonomy places the organism in Eukaryota, Metazoa, Mollusca, Bivalvia, Pectinida, Pectinidae. Bases 1 to 387 code for a protein of 128 amino acids. The record is from RefSeq and is a predicted model, not a curated record.
AUGGUACACGCCGGCUACAACUUAUCGAUAUACGAUGAUUCAACGGAGGUACAGAAGCGAGGAGGAUCCCCUCAACAUCACUUCGAUGACGACGACGACGACGAUGUUGAGCCACAGGCCGGAUUAUGCUGUUUGGGAGGAUGUCUGACCGGAACUUCUCUUUGCCUUCUUCUGGUUAUCAUAUUUCCUGCCGGUAUUCUACUGUCGAUAUAUGCUACAAAUAACAACCAGUACGAUGUUUUGGCAGCUGGUAUUAUUCUGGUCGCCUUUCCCGUCAUCACCAUCCCCAUAGUGAUAGCAGUUUAUCUCAACAGACGACAGAUCAUGCGCAUCCGGAAGCGGAAGGUCGCUGACGGCAAAAGUAAAGAGAAUGCUAGGAAAUACUGA